UCCCAGCCCAGUCCCUGCUCUUGGAGCCUGUGAUUGGAGGGAAACCCCGUGGAUCUGUGUGAGACAGGCAGCCAGAAAGAAUCAGCUGUGUAGCCGGACCAAGAAUACCGUUCCAAACUCAGAAGUCAUGGAUAAGAGCGAUUUGGUCCAGAAGGCCAAACUGGCCGAACAAGCAGAGCGCUAUGAUGAUAUGGCUGCUUCCAUGAAGGCUGUGACGGAGAUCAACGAGGAGCUCUCCAACGAGGAGCGCAAUCUUCUGUCAGUUGCGUACAAGAAUGUUGUGGGUGCUCGUCGCUCCUCCUGGAGGGUGGUAUCCAGCAUCGAGCAGAAGACGGAGGGCCCCGACAAGAAGCAGAUGGCACAAGAGUAUCGGGAAAAUAUCGAGAAGGAGCUUAAGGAGAUCUGCAAUGAUGUUCUGGAUCUGCUGGACAAAUUCCUUAUACCCAGUGCCACCCCUCCUGAGAGCAAAGUGUUCUACCUGAAAAUGAAGGGUGAUUACUACCGCUACCUGGCUGAAGUUGCUGUGGGAGAUGACAAAACCGCCAUCAUCUCAAAAUCUCAGGAUGCCUACCAGUCAGCGUUUGACAUCAGCAAGAGCAACAUGCAGCCAACUCACCCCAUCCGUCUGGGCUUGGCCCUCAACUUCUCUGUCUUCUUCUAUGAGAUCCUGAACUCGCCCGAGCAGGCCUGCAAACUGGCCAAGACGGCUUUUGAUGAGGCUAUUGCAGAGCUCGAUUCACUGAACGAAGAUUCAUAUAAGGACAGCACACUGAUCAUGCAGCUGCUGAGAGACAAUUUGACACUGUGGACCUCAGAUAAUCAAGGAGACGGUGAAGACACAGAGGAAGGCAGAGAAAACUGAGAUUGCUCAUCAAACUUUCCUGUCUGCUUAUUGAGGCAAAAAAAAUAAUGAAACACUGAGACCAUCGUGGUUCCAGCUUCUUUCUCUUUAACUUCUCACCAGCCUCUGUCACUUGUGUGAGUGUGCGUGCCUGUGCGUGUGUGCGUCUGUGCGUGUGUGCGUGUGUGUGUGAGAGUGUGAGAGUGUGAGAGUGUGAGAGUGUGAGAGAGAGAAUGCAUCUGAGUAUGGAAGUGUUGGUGUGUGAGUGUGGUUCAUGAUAUGGGAUGACAAGCAAGGGUGUUUGGGGGGGGGGGGGGGGGGGGGGGGGCUAGUGUCUGUUGACCUUGUAGUUUUUGUGAGGCACAAUAACAAUGAUUUGGGAGUCCGGGAGUCAUACAGGGGCAAAUUUUAGCUAGGCGUUAUACAUGUGCAUUAAACAUAUGUGAGACAGUGAUUGUUGUUUGACAUGUCUGUGGUUCACCAGAAAACAAACAUGAAACGAUACAAAACCUGUAGGACUGGGAGAGUGUGAAUGAUUUUAGUUGAGCAGGGAAUGGGUUACACAUAUAUCCAUGAGAAACGCUUUUCCUCUUUCCAGAAGAAUAAUGCUAAAUAAAACCAAAACAAAGUCUGACAUCAUGGUUUCCAUUGAGAGGGCUGGCGAGAGACAUUCCAUUCGUAGUGCCAUCUGCUCAAGAUCAUUUCCUUACCUGGACUGACAUACUGCGGUUCUUCACCUGUCUGAAAUAAUUAGAUAUAGAAAACCUGCAAUUAGCUGCAAGGAUUUACCAUAGCUCAGUUCUGUAACUCGGAUAAGGUCUCUUGAGCAGUUUGGUAAUAUUUUUCCCAUUAGCUUCUAUUUCCUCUUAGGGUAUCUAUUUUGUCUUUUGAUUUGGGUUUUUUUUUUUUUGCUUUAUCUUUCUUUUUUUUUUCUCUUCCUUUGAUAUAUGCCUAUUGUUCUGAGUUUGUAAUGGUGGGAAUGGAGGGAUCCAUCUGGGCGGGUUAGGUUUCAUGUCCUUUGAAUUUUCAAACUGAAUACCCAAACAUAAUUGGUAAUGUCAGGGGAGGGGGUUGAAAUGUAAUUUCAUGUAUGUGAAAUAAAAGAAAAAUCUUAAAUCA
Molecule: messenger RNA, 1960 nt
Organism: Clupea harengus (Atlantic herring)
Lineage: Eukaryota; Metazoa; Chordata; Actinopteri; Clupeiformes; Clupeidae
Gene: ywhaz
Product: tyrosine 3-monooxygenase/tryptophan 5-monooxygenase activation protein, zeta polypeptide
Source: RefSeq, a predicted model, not a curated record